Messenger RNA from Rhinichthys klamathensis goyatoka, 1297 nucleotides. Its product is annotated as ICOS ligand-like. Gene Ontology annotation, biological process: negative regulation of T cell proliferation; cell surface receptor signaling pathway; T cell costimulation. The transcript has 4 exons. The record is from RefSeq and is a predicted model, not a curated record. Lineage: Eukaryota; Metazoa; Chordata; Actinopteri; Cypriniformes; Leuciscidae. Gene Ontology annotation, cellular component: external side of plasma membrane. The coding region runs from base 67 to 666 and encodes 199 amino acids.
CUAAUUUCAUAAAUAUUUAUACGUUAUAUAUUUUAAAACAAUGUAUGUGAAUAAUAUCAGGGCACUAUGAUGAUCACCAGUUUCAGCUUCAUCUGUGUGUUUGCAGUGCUGAUAAACAAAGUGUCUCUGCAGGAAACAGUAAAGGCUGUUAUUGGUGGUUCUGUCGUCCUGCCGUGUUCUUCCACUAAAGAUUGUAAACUUCAAGACAUUAAUGUACACUGGAGACACAAUGGCAGCAAGAUUGUGUGUGAUAUACUUGAAGGCCGUCAUUCAGAGACACAGGACCCAGACUACAAGAACAGAGCUGAAACAUUCCCUGAAGAGUAUGAGAGAGGAAACUUCUCCAUCAAACUCACAGAUCUCACUCACACUGAUGCAGGAGAGUUCAGCUGCCUCAUCUCACACUCAUCUGAGCUUCAGACUGUACUGCUGACCAUCAACGAAUCAACAGCAGAAAAAGGAAAUGGAAUAAUUGAUCAAGGAAACCAAAGAGAAGAAACAGGUUCAGAUGUGGUGACAUCAUCACCUUUGCUCUGGAUUGUACCUGUAGUAUUGUUAGCGAUUAUAGCUGGUUUAAUCAUAUUUCUCUUGAGAAAAAGAAUCCACGCUGCCUUAUUCUCAUCUGAACAACAACCAACAGAGACAGAAAUGACAAGUCAGGUCUAAAAGCUUUUUUGAUAUUUUGUUCAAAAUAAAAAUGAAUGAGUCUGUCAUGUUUCUGCAUGAACAAUUCUGCACCACAAGUGUUCUUUCAUAAUGUUGUGUUUGCCAGUAUUAAAUGCAUUUUACACUCUGUAUGUAUUAUUUUAUGUUUGAUAAAAUGUAUCAAAAAUCAGAACAAUCAGAUCAUUUUUUCAGAACAAUGAAUCAAUUGGAUAAGAUGUUUCAGGACAAUGUUGUGAUAUCAUGGCAUUUGCUUAUAUUGUCUGUAUUAUUUGAUCAUUAUUGUCCUUGCAAAGAUAAUUGAAGCUGCGUUAUUCUCUUUUGUCAUGAAAGAACGAAACGUGACAGGCAGAUUUAAAAGUGUCACCUUUCACUUUUCUGACAAAUUGUUUCAGGCUUCAUUGGUUCUUUCAAGUUGUUUUGAGCUGUUAAAUUCUUUCUAUUGGCAUCCUGUUAUUCUUAUACAGAAUGUAUAACAGAAAAGGAUCUCGAAACACUGAAACAGGAACAUUGUUUGCUAAAAAAAGUCCGUUAAUAUGUUAAUGCUGCCUGACCAUUUCUGCCCUUUCAUGGUGUUGUGCUUGAAAUAUUACAUUUAUUCUGUAUUUUUUAUGUAUUUAUCUUUACAUAAAUC